GCAGCGUGACCUGAGGCCAGACUAGACUACUCCAUGUACCAUCCACGGGAGUUGUACCCCUCCCUGGGGACCAGCUACCGCCUUGGGCCCCCCCAGCCUGGGGCAGACUCCAGCUUUCCGCCUGCUCUUGCCGAGAGCUACCGCUACCCGGAUCUGGACACUCCCAAACUGGACUGCUUCCUCUCUGGGCUUGAGGCUGCUCCCCGCACCCUGGCCGCACCCCCACCUCUGCCCCCUCUUCCCCCGGUCCUGGGCACUGAGCCGGCUCCUCCAGCCCCAGAGGCCCUUCACACACUCCCUGGCGUCAGCCUGAACCUGGAGAACCGGGAACUGUGGAAAGAGUUCGACUCCGUGGGAACAGAGAUGAUCAUCACCAAAGCCGGGAGGCGCAUGUUCCCUGCUUGCCGAGUGUCGGUCACGGGCCUGGACCCUGAGGCCCGCUACCUGUUUCUUCUGGAUGUGGUCCCAGUGGAUGGGGCCCGCUACCGCUGGCAGGGCCGGCGCUGGGAGCCCAGUGGCAAGGCAGAACCCCGCCUGCCUGACCGCAUCUACAUUCACCCCGACUCUCCUGCCACCGGUGCCCACUGGAUGAGGCAGCCUGUGUCUUUUCAUCGCGUCAAGCUCACCAAUAGCACGCUGGACCCCCACGGCCACCUGAUCUUGCACUCCAUGCACAAGUACCAGCCCCGCGUACACCUGGUGCGGGCUGCCCAGCUUUGCAGCCAACACUGGGGGGGCGUCGCCUCCUUCCGCUUCCCAGAGACCACGUUCAUCUCCGUGACAGCCUACCAGAACCCACGGAUCACACAACUGAAGAUUGCAGCCAACCCCUUUGCCAAGGGUUUCCGGGAGAAUGGCAGAAACUGUAAGAGGGAGCGAGACGCCCGUGUGAAGAGGAAACUUCGGGGCCCAGAGCCAGUAGCUACAAAGUCCUAUGGGAGUGGAGAUACACCUGGUGGUCCCUGCGACUCCACACUGGGUGGGGAUGUCCGUGAGUCAGACCUGGAGCAGGCCCCAGCACCCCGGGAAGCUGCCUCGGCCCCAGCUCCUCCAUGUGGCGGCCCUAGUGCCGAGGCCUACCUUCUGCACCCUGCAGCUUUCCAUGGGGCCUCUGGUCACCUUCCAACCAGGACCCCCAAUUUCCCUGAGGCUCCAGACUCUGGACGGCCAGCCCCCUACUCAGCUGCAUUCCUAGAGCUGCAGCCUGGGCCAGGGGGCUCAGGGUACCCAGUAGCUCCACCCACAGCACCCUUUGCUCCACACUUCCUUCAAGGGGGCCAUUUCCCCCUAUCCUACCCGGGACCUGGGGGUUACCUGGAUGUGGGCUCCAAACCAAUGUACUGAGCCAUUGCUGGCCCCUCUUGUCUUCCAUCACAAACCUCCACUUCCCCUUCCCCCAGCCCUGUAGCCCCCUCGCUUCCACUGGCCCCAUCCCCCACACCAAAUGGCUGCCUUGGGCCUGCCCCCCCUUCACACUUUGAUUUCACUCCCACCCACCUCUGGCUUCAAAGCCUGAGCAGGGAUGCUGGGAGCCCAGCUGGGGCCAGCUUCCCCUUACCAGCUCUCACCUUGGUGUGAAUGGAGAGAGGCUCUGCCUGGCCAAAUGGGGCCACAGGCCAGCACCCCCACCUCCUGGGCCUCACCCUUGGGCUCGGGCAUGUUCUGCCCCCUCGCCCCAGUGCGAGCCACACCAAUUUGUUCUCAGGACCAGAGUAUUUUUGUUAAUAAAACUUGAAAGACACGAGUGCUCUGGAAA
Trichechus manatus latirostris (Florida manatee) is the source of this 1756-nucleotide messenger RNA. It is a transcript of the gene TBX6, whose product is annotated as T-box transcription factor 6. The record is from RefSeq and is a predicted model, not a curated record. NCBI's taxonomy places the organism in Eukaryota, Metazoa, Chordata, Mammalia, Sirenia, Trichechidae. Gene Ontology annotation, molecular function: DNA-binding transcription factor activity, RNA polymerase II-specific; RNA polymerase II cis-regulatory region sequence-specific DNA binding. The coding region runs from base 34 to 1344 and encodes 436 amino acids. Gene Ontology annotation, cellular component: nucleus. The transcript has 8 exons. Gene Ontology annotation, biological process: positive regulation of DNA-templated transcription; regulation of transcription by RNA polymerase II; vasculogenesis.